Molecule: messenger RNA, 440 nt
Organism: Cylicostephanus goldi
Lineage: Eukaryota; Metazoa; Nematoda; Chromadorea; Rhabditida; Strongylidae
Source: the annotation of a GenBank genome assembly
AUGUGUUAUUGCGUAUCUGGCCCAGCCAAGGCGGCCAUGCGACUUGCUUCGGAUGGGUGUAAAACUAGUGGCGCUCUCGACGUUUACCUGCGACGAAAACGUGCGAAAAUAACAAAGUCAGAAAGGCUGUUGAUGGUAGACAAUGUAGCACAGGGGAUGGAAUAUAUUCACAAGUCAAAUGUCAUCCACAGAGAUCUUGCCGCUAGGAACUGUUUGUACGACAGGAACAAUACGGUACGACAGCUAUUUUCAAUCCAUAUUGAUUUGCAGAUUGGCGAAAUAAUCGGUGGAAACCAUUUUACGCUCUAUUCAAUGAGCUGCUCCAUUUAUUUUCUGUUAAUGAUAGACGCGAAAGCAGUGGCUGGCAUAACUGAACGUCUUGAAAGGUUGAUAUGGCAGACUACUUACGCCCCAAAUAUAAGAUCAGAGCAAGAUUAAAA